This is a messenger RNA of Scatophagus argus, 4778 nucleotides long. It is a transcript of the gene tacc1, whose product is annotated as transforming, acidic coiled-coil containing protein 1. Gene Ontology annotation, biological process: cell population proliferation; mitotic spindle organization; cerebral cortex development. Gene Ontology annotation, cellular component: cytoplasm. Lineage: Eukaryota; Metazoa; Chordata; Actinopteri; Scatophagidae. Bases 467 to 3103 code for a protein of 878 amino acids. The record is from RefSeq and is a predicted model, not a curated record. The transcript is spliced from 14 exons.
UUCACAUUUAUCAUUAUUUUCAUCUUUAAAAAAGCCUGCACUUGAAAGAACAGUGGCCCAGUGUUCCUCUGAAUGGGUGAACAGUGUCAGGAACUGGUCAAGCCAGAUCUCUUGAAAGCCCCGCAGCCAUAUCUUCACAAGGGAACGAAUUCCCUCCUCAUCUUAUGACUCACAACAUCUUUUUACGGCUGAGACUUUCUACCCAACACAACCAGGACAAAAGCAGAUCCCUCCCAGUUUUAUUACACUACAGUAUUAGAUUGUUUACCUUCCAGUAUGAGCAGUUAAGUUGAGGGAGGAGAUUUGAGGAGGGAGGAGCCACCUGUCAGGAGAGAAGCACAAACCUGACAGCAGAUCACUGCCGCUGCCAACUGAGGAAUCUCACAGGAGUGCGGGAGAAUAAUGUCCACGAGCUAAGGGAAACACACUGGUGUCUGUCCAUCGACUGCAGAGAGACAAGAUCAAAAUGGGUGGCAAUAUAAGUCAGAAGAAGGCCGGCAGACAAGCCAGCUCAAGGAGUCAUACAAACAGUGUCACCUCUGACUCAGAGGGUCAUUUUGACACGCCUGAAGCAGCAACUCCUGUUCGCGCUCCUCCGACCUUCCCGGGAGAGCUGGAGAACAACAACGCUGAUCCAGACAAAACAGAUGUGGAAAAAGAAGAGCACCUGAUAGUGACUGCUCCUUCUGAGGAUCAGGAUAUUUUGCUAACCCACAACAUGGGUCAGGAUGAGCCUGCAACCCCCAUGGGUGGUCACUUGAAAGUAAACAUCAAGACUCUGGAAGAAGGACAAACAGAGAAUCUUCCAGAAGCCCUGGGCUCUGUGCCUGUCCCAGCUUCAUCCUCAGUGAAGGAAACUCUUGAAGUGGCUGAAUGCACAGCACCGUCCUCUGAGUCAUCCCAAGCCCCAGUUCCUGUCCUAGUUGCAGAUUCUGAUGUGGAUCCAGCUCCAGCACCAACCCCAGAACCAGAUUCAGUCCGGAGCAGUGAACCUGUAGCCAGCCCAGCUCUAGAGCUCUGUGAAAGUACACCUCAUUCUGAACCAGAACCACAGUCCAAUGGCCUCAAACACACUGAGCCCACUCAAAAGACUAAAACCAGGAAGUCUAAGCCUCCUUCCCUGGAAGUGAAAGCUUCGCUGAACGAUCUGUCCCAAACAGCAGAGGAACAAGAACUUCCUGUUCCCAAGUCCAUUUACAAAUUUGACCCUGACCAGCUGGAUGACAACUUUAAUCCCUUCACCAGUGGUGGAUCCAAAAUCCCAAACUCUCCCCCACCUUGUGGUUCGAGCUCUCUCCCCAGACUUGAGCCACUCGGCGCGUCACUGCCUGUCUGUGAGACCAGCUCAGAAGCUCCUGCAGAAGCAGAGACGAUGGAGUCUUCAACAAAGGUGAAGCCUGUGAUGCUGGAGUUCGGUUUGGACGAGGGGACGGUCAGCAAACCACCUCCGAGAAAAUUAGGUGGUAAAAAGACAAUCAGCAAACUUGCAGCUAAGAAGCAGAAGCCCAAAGAAUCAGAGGCUUCCAGCAAACCAGCACCAGAACCCACUGUGUCAGAAGUGGAUUCUCAGCCAGUAUCAGAAUCAGUUUCUCAACCAGCAUCAGAGCCAGUUUCUCAGCCAGUAUCAGAACCAGUUUCUCAACCAGCAUCAGAACCAGUUUUAGAUCCUCUUCCUGAAACUGCUUUGCCUGUCUCAGACUCUGGUGCACCUCUGAACCUUGACGAUGUUCCUAUCCCUAAGACGGGAACGUACAAUUUUGAUCCCAGUCAGUGGGACGACCCGAACUUCAAUCCAUUUGGUAGCAAUAACAAAAUGAGCAGCUCUCCAGUGCUCCCUAAGAGCUCCUAUAGCUUUGAUCUGGACAAUUUGGACGAGUCUGUGGACCCUUUUAAAUCCUCCAAAACCCUGAGCAAUGAGGACCCACCCAGUAGUGCCAUUAAGUCGGAGAAAAAAGUAAAAGACGGAGGCAAACCAAAAGCAGGGCACCCAGCCGCAGAGAAGAAAGUGAGGCAGAUUCCUAAGAAGAGCAAAGAGAGGACAGUCCCCUCCAGGACAUCUGAACAAGUCAAGUUUCUCUGUUUUCUGUUGAAUUCCUGUAAGGUCCAGAAUUAUGAUGAGAGCCAGUCCUUGGUACUCGACGUGUGCAAUCAGGGGGAGGAUGAUGCAGCGGUUCAGACCCCAGAGAUCACUCAGCGAGUUCAUCACGCCACUGACGAGGAGAAGCUCGCCUCCACCGCCAUUAUGGGCCAGGCAACAGAUGCCCCGGAGGAGAAAGGAGAAGCUGAAUGCAACAAAGCACCUGUGAAAAAACAGCCAGCAUCUGUUAUGGAUGGUCCUGAGACUAAGACUGCAGUUCACCUGGAGGACACCUGCGAUCUGAAAGAUGAUAUAAGCGAGAUAUCUAUGAACCAAACAACGAAGGUGAGCAGCAGUGAGGCCACAGACACAGCAGCCUUGUCCCAGGACAGCAUACCCCUGAGUGAGAUGGACAAGGCUGCAGUGCUCACGCUGAUCAGAGAAGAGAUCAUCACCAAAGAGAUUGAGGUCAAUGAGUGGAAGAGGAAGUACGAGGAGAGCAGAGCUGAGGUGUUGGAGAUGAGGAAAAUAGUUGCAGAGUAUGAGAAAACAGUUGCACAGAUGAUUGAGGACGAGCAGCAGCAAAAGACCCUGUCCUGUAGUAAGACAGUCAGGCAAUUGACUGCAGAGAGGGAUCAGGCCAUAGCUGACCUCAACUCUGUGGAGCGCUCCUUCGCUGACCUCUUCAGGAGGUAUGAGAACAUGAAGGGAGUCCUGGAGGGCUUUAAGAAGAAUGAGGAGGUGCUGAAGAAGUGUGCACAGGACUACCUGAUGCGGAUCAAGCAGGAGGAGCAGCGAUACCAAACCCUCAAGUUGCAUGCCGAGGAGAAACUCGACAAGGCUAAUGAGGAGAUAGCCCAGGUACGUGCCAAGGCCAACACUGAGGCUGUCGCGCUAAACGCCAGCCUGAGGAAGGAGCAGAUGAAGGUGGAGUCACUCGAAAGAGCUGUCCUUCAAAAGAAUCAGGAGAUCGAGGAGCUCACUAAGAUCUGUGAUGAACUGAUUGCCAAACUGGGAACAGAAUAAAAGGGUCUUUGAUUAAACUGCAGCAUUGAUGUAAAUUCUGUGCGCGAUCCCAUUUAAGCACAAGUCGCACGUUUUCUCUCUGCUCAUUUUUUUUUUUUUCACAAUAAAAUACAGAAUGGUUGACCUUUUGAUCUUCAGAGACUAAAACAUUGAACCAGACGUGAUCAUGGUGUGAAUCAUGUCAUGGCAGUAGAAGAGGCACAAAGUUAAGAUGAGGUGGAUUAUUAAUUAUUUUGAAGUUCUCUGAUUUGUUGAUCUUUGGUUUAGGAUUUACAGUCAAGGCUUAUUUUAUGGUUAAAUGAUUCAUCCGUUUUAAACUGUUGAUUCUCUUCUUUUUGAAAUGUGUGUGCAUUGGAAAUGAUCAGAUGGUUUGUUGUGUUACAAAUCAUUUCUGCUGCCAUUUGAUACAGCAUGUUUAACACAACCACUGUAGGGAAUAAUGUGGGAUCUAAGGGAAACUCUGUGGAUACACAGUGCAAACAUCUUUUACCACAGUGCAUCUACAUGUAAGUACAAUCUCUCUAUUGAGUGCCUAAACUGAUCGUAGUGUAUUAGUUUCCUGGCCUAUGAAUACGUCUCGCUGCCAUUUCUUUGGCGACACUUUGGUUCUGCGGGUUUGUUUUCUUUCAGCGACAAAUGAACGGAGACUAAUAUCAGAGUGUUUCUUAAGCUGCCCAUUGAGUCUCUUUUUCUUUCUUGUUUGACAGGAUAACAUGUACAGUGUAUGAAAGUUGUCAGUUAUUGCAGAGUGUGAUGUUCAGCCACAAAGUUUGGACACCCUCUGGGACUUUUAAAUAUGAAGAGCACUUAAUAGAAUCAUAUCUUGAAUUCUGUUUUUUUAUUUUAUUUGACAGACAUGGAUGGACUGGCUCGAAGCUCAAGUAGUAAAAACUUUGCUCUUAUUAUACUGUAAUAUUUAACCACGUGCCAUGUUUCGUUUUCUCGCUCCACAGUUGAGUGUGGAAAAGUGAGAAUCACAUUGAGUCGCUGCCAUGUCAAUAUUGUUGGACUGUAUUCACACUUUCUGUGAGCCUAAGUGUUGCUGACGUGCCUUUUUGUCUAUUUUGUUUUAAAAAAAAAAAAGUUUUAUUUUAUUUCAUGCAGUUGUUUCCAAACUGUUGCCAAAGUGUAGUGUAUACAGUAUAUAUCUUUUAUGAUCAAAAUAUCCUGAACACAGUGAGUUAUGAUGGGUUUACAUUUUUAAUGCUUUACCUGCAAUGGAUGAAUGCCGGGCUGCAUUACUCUUUAAGGUGAAAGUCUGUGUUUGGGUGAGCAGGGGUUCAUUAUGUGAUAAUAUCUUCAUUGCUAACAUCAGCAUUUUUUUGCUCUGAUUGAACCUGAAGGAGAUCACAGGUAUAUUUUUGGACAGAUGUUCCACACAUCAAGGACGGAUUCUUCUGUGGAAACCCUCUUUCACAUAAGCACAAUCAGUUGCCAAAUGUCAUUAUAAAAUGAGAUGAGUCUCAGUGCUUGACUGUGUCUUGUUGUAUUGGUGUUAACAUAAGUCUGAAGGUUCUUUUCAGUGCAGAUCCAUUGUUACAGCACAGUAUGUGUACAUUUUAUACUUUAUGGGAAGAAUUUUGUUCCUAAUAUUUGUAAAACUGAAGAAUGAAGUACACUCAGAUUGUAUGUUACCUGCCAUAUUUGUGCAUUCUUGAGUAAAUGGUUAAGAUGA